This is a messenger RNA of Hyla sarda, 6498 nucleotides long. RefSeq names its product BMP/retinoic acid inducible neural specific 1 (gene BRINP1). The coding region runs from base 780 to 3053 and encodes 757 amino acids. Lineage: Eukaryota; Metazoa; Chordata; Amphibia; Anura; Hylidae. The record is from RefSeq and is a predicted model, not a curated record. Gene Ontology annotation, biological process: positive regulation of neuron differentiation; negative regulation of mitotic cell cycle. The transcript has 8 exons.
CAGUAAAUUAAUUCAUUGUGUUGGCAUGCAACGUGCUACCCAUACUUUAUUAUUGGAAGAAAAAAAAUCACAUCCCCCCCAAAUGACCAUCACGCCUCGCCUCUCCUACCUCUCUGCUCUGAAGCCAUGUUUCCUCCUCAAUGCUGCAUCUAUAUCCAGCAAUGCUGUGUCUCCUCUGGCUGUGACAGAUCCCAGUGCCCCCAGCAUCCCUGCACUAGCUGUAUAUUGUCUCCCUACACCCCGACUCCUCUUUCGCUCCUAUUUAUGAGACACCAGGAUAUUUUGGAUGGGAUCAGUUUAUCUUUUAUUCUGUCCCACCUCAAUUCUUCCUCCUGCUCCUGAAUUUCAUAGGAUACACAGCUCGGGAUCAGAUCUGUGCUAGCAGCUCCUCCCAGCUCUUUCCUCAUUCAUUACAUCCCAUCUCCCUUCCCCCUCCACAACCCCUCUCUCUCUCUUUUUCCUGCUCCAGUCAUCAUCUUGUCUGCAUAAGUACAAGGAGGAAAAUAGCCAGCACGUUCAAUAACCACUGCCUUUUUUUUUUAAUGCCUGGAAUAUCUAGAAAGGAAGGUUGUUUUGUGUCUGAGCAUGACAAGGACUGCUGACAAUCCAAGAUUACAGUACAGCAAGCAGCAGCAGCAUCAGCAUGUUAACAGCACCCAGAGGUACCUACCUCGGAUAAUAACUGCUUGUGGAUACCUAUUCCCUGCCGGAGAGGCACGCUGACAGAAGGACUCCAGAAAAUGGAGCAAGAAUGAGAGGGAAGAAGCAGAGGGAGAAGCAUGAGCUGGCGUCUAGUCAAGUUGCUCUCCUUCCUGUUUAUUUGGGAGCAGAUUGCUGUGCAGGAAUCAUUCCAAUCCCAGGAACAUGUCUCCAAAGAGUUUGACUGGCUCAUCUCCGAUCGAGGUCCAUUUCACCAUUCAAAGAGUUACCUGUCCUUUGUGGAGAGGCAUCGGCAGGGCUACUCAACUCGAUACAAGAUUUACAGGGAGUUUGCCCGCUGGAAGGUGAGAAACGUGGCAGUGGACCGUAAGGAACCUCUUAAAAGUAUUUUGCCCCUGAUGCCUGAAUUCCAGCGAAGUUUGAGACUUCUUGGACGGAGGCCAAGUUCUCAACAGAUCAUAGAGACCAUCAUUAAGAAAUACGGGACUCAUCUUGUGGUCUCUGCUACUCUUGGAGGUGAGGAGGCCCUGACAAUGUACAUGGACAAGAGUCGUUUGGAUCGUCAUGCAGGAAAUGGAAACCAGAGUGUGGAGUCUUUACAUCAUUUGGCAUCAUCUUACUUUGUAGACAGGGAUGGAACUAUGAGGAAACUUCAUGAAAUCCAAAUAUCAACAGGAGCCAUUAAGGUCACUGAAACUCGUACUGGACCUCUGGGGUGUAGCAGCUAUGACAAUCUCGAUUCAGUCAGUUCGGUGCUGCUACAGAGUACAGAAAGCAAACUCCAUCUUCAGGGUCUGCAGAUCAUUAUGCCUCAGUACUUACAGGAGAAGUUUGUUCAGGCUGCAUUGAGUUAUAUCAUGUGUAAUGGUGAAGGCGAAUAUGUGUGCAGGAACAGUCAGUGCUCCUGUUUGUGCUCUGAAUCCUUCCCCCAAUGUAACUGUCCCUUCACUGACAUCCAGAUCAUGGAGAACACGCUGAGUAACCAGGGCAAAGCCUGGGCACAGGCAUACAAAGAUUUUGAAAGCUCAGAUGAGUUUAAGUCCUUCAUGAGGCACUUACCCAACAGUCACUUUUUAAGCAUUGGAGCCAUUCACCAGCACUGGGGAAACGAUUGGGAAUUGCAAAACCGUUAUAAACUGCUGCAAAGUUCACUGGAAAUACAACGUCAAAAGAUGCAGCAUACAGCACGAAAGUUAUUUGGCCUUAGCUUACGCUGUCGACAUAAUCCCAAUCACCAGCUACCCAGAGAAAGAUCAAUUCAACAGUGGCUGGCUAGAGUGCAGUCUCUUCUUUACUGCAAUGAAAAUGGCUUCUGGGGCACAUUCUUGGAAAGUCAACGUAGUUGUGUUUGCCAUGGAGGCAGUAUGCUUUGCCAGCGACCCAUUCCAUGCAUAAUAGGAGGCAACCAAAGCUGUGCAAUGUGCAGUAUGGCUAACAUCUCUCUAUGUGGCUCAUGUAAUAAAGGGUACAAAUUAUACCGUGGUCGGUGUGAGGCACAGAAUGUAGAUUCAGAGCGAAGUGAGCAGUUCAUAAGUCUGGAAACAGAGUUGGACUUCCAAGAUCAGGAGCUCCGUUACCUACUGCAGAAGAUGGACUCCCGUCUUCAUGUGCACACAACAUUCAUUAGUAAUGAGAUUCGAUUAGACACCUAUUUUGAUCCACGCUGGAGAAAAAGAAUGUCACUCACCCUAAAAAGCAACAAAAACAGAGUUGAGUUCCUUCACAUGGUCAUUGGAAUGUCUAUGCGUAUCUGUCAGGCCAGGAACACUACUCUGGAUCCAAGCUUCUUUGUAUAUGUCAACCCAUUUAGUGGCAGCCAUUCUGAAGGUUGGAGUAUGCCUUUUGGAGAACAUGGCUACCCAAGAUGGGAGAAGACACGGCUUCAGAACAGUCAGUGUUUUAAUUGGACUCUUCUUUUGGGAAACCGCUGGAAGACCUUUUUUGAAACUGUACACAUUUAUCUUCGAAGUCGUACACGUCUACCUUCACUCCUGCGUAAUGAAACAGGUCAAGGACCGGUGGACUUGUCAGAUCCUACAAAAAGGCAAUUUUAUGUGAAGAUAUCUGAGGUCCAGCUGUAUGGCUACAGCUUAAGAUUUAACCCAGAUCUUUUGGUUAGUGCAGUUCAACAAGUUAACCAGUCUUACUCCCAAGGUGGGCAGUUUUAUUCUUCAUCCUCUGUAAUGUUGCUUAUGUUGGACAUCCGGGAAAGAAUCAACCGGUUAGCCCCGCCAGCUGGACCAGGAAAGCCCCAACUGGACCUCUUUUCUUGUAUGCUGAAGCAUCGCUUGAAGUUGACCAAUAGCGAAAUCAUACGGGUCAAUCAUGCACUGGACUUGUACAACACUGAGAUUCUGAAGCAACCUGACCAUAUGACAGUCAAAUUAUGUUAACCCUCCCAUGCCUUCCUCUGAGUCGAAUCAUUUCUUUUGGAAGUCCAGAGGUGAAAACUCUGAGGGAAUUAGAUGAACUUUAAUUACCUUAGAAUCUACCUUAUGACCUGACUAUGAUUAUGCUGCAAAAUAUAAAAAUGGAGUAUAUUUACAUACUUCCUUUUAUUACAUUUUUGGGGGGUGUGAUCCAUCUUUAUCCAUCCAGGGUCUUCAGAUUAUAAAUCCUUUACAUUAUCAUUAAGUGCUACAUCCUUCGCAAGUAUAAAACAUCUAUAUAGAAAUACAGAUAAUAAAAGUUAGGCUUACUUAUGUUAUAUGUUAUAUCAUUAGGUGGUUCAGCCUUUACAAUUUUGAUAUUAGUGCAGCUUUUUAGUCUUGAUUUUUUAUUAAAUCGAAUAAGGCAUAUUCAACAUUCAGAUACGGGUUUACAAGUGUAAAGAUUUUUCAGCUGAUAUUAUAUAUAUAGACAUUAUAUUAGCGCCAAUACUUGGAUCUCCCAACAGCAUUAUUUUGAGGAUUAUUUCUCCCAUUUAGGAUCCAGUCCUCAUACAACUCCAGCUUCUAGUGAUGUAAAUAAGAGCUACCAUUUCCAACUUUUGGCCUCAGGAACAUGACAGAGAUCUCUGUAUGUCUAUGUAGGAUGUUUGAGGUAUACAAUAGUAUAGAAAGUUCCAUAGAACUCAGUGGCUGCCAUAUUCAUGUGCUUACUUUAAAAAGCCCCACCAGGAAACUUUAAAGAAGAUAUGUCAUGGGAAAAAAUAUAUCCCCUAUCCAAAGGAUACGUUUUAGAUUGCGGGGGGUCUGAUCGCUGGGACCCCUUGCAAUCCCCUUUACGGGGCCCCAGCUCUCCCAAGAAGAAGUGUGUCAUGCUCCCCCGAACAAAACUGCGGUCAACAUGCCCCCUUCGGCUAUCUUCGUUCUCCUAUUGAAAUUUAUGAAGGGAAGUGUCAGCUGCCGCUUCAUUCAGGAAUUAUGACGCGCCACUCCCGGGGAGAUCGGGGACUCUAUACAGGAGAUCGCAGGCAGUGCCAGCAGUCAUAUCCCCCGCUAUCUAAAAUUUAUCCCCUAUCCUUUGGAUAGUGGAUACAUUUUUCCCCAUGAUACUUCUCCUUUUAAGUGAUAAACAUUACAUCAAUUAUGAGAUUGCCUUUACAUUUACUUAAUUGAUUCCAUUGCCAAACAUGAUUUUCUAAAGUCUUAGUAUACAUGUCUUCAUAAUAACUUACAUUGUAACAAACUGAGCACAGGACAAUAUUUUAUGUUAUAAUAGCUGCACUAAUAUCCCACGGCCAGAAUCUCAUUAAUGAAAUGACAGUUCCUAAAUAUUAUUUUUAUUAUGUUCAGCCAUGCUGUGGCUGAUUUGUUCAGUAAAUGUACAGAACAGGGCUAUUUUAAUAGAACCUAAUAAAUCAUAUUGCAGAAUAUAAUCUAUAGAAGUAUAGUUUGUGAAGAUUAUUUAUUUUAGACAUCAACAUGUCCUCAACUUGAUGACUAAAUCUAUUUUAUAGUGAUUAUAUUUUACUUCUAGCCCAAGACUUGUUUUAAAGUCCAUAGUAUAGUAGUUCAUUGAAGACCCUUCCCACAUAUGGUCCACACAGCAUUGUCUGAAUCUGUCCAAAUUCAUAAAAUAUUCCUUAUUGUAACAUUAAUUCUGUGUGAGGUUAAAUGUUUAUCUGUACUGCUUAGCCAUAUCACUCCCUAGUGAUACCUUAUCUGCCUAACUAGGUCAAUGACCCCUGACAUUAGACCCAAUAAAGCCAGUAAGGUAUUAUGGUUUCUGAUGACUAGGGAAGAUGAUGUUCAAUGUUUCGGGACCAACAUGAUUGUUCUGGGAUGUUUUUGCAUUUCAUGAUCAUAAUGUAGUCCUUUUUGAAGCCAAUUACAUGGAUUUUGACAAAUGAUAGUAAACCAGAUACACCAGCAUCUGUGAAGUUAUCUAAAGCAACCAAUGUGGAGAUCAUUUUAAAGUGGGUGGAAGUAUGUAGCCAUACUCUGUGUUAGCAUGCUCAUUUUCAGGCAGUGCCAAAUAUGUGUACUGAUGUUCUAAAAAAAAAAAAAAAAAAAGAGAGAGAGAGGCACAGUACCAAAAUAUUAUAGACGUUUACAAAAUGCACAAUCCUUUUCGCUACAUAAGUGUUAUGCAUUAUGUGUCUUUGCUGUCCUUUUUUUAUCUAGAUGAAUUCAGCUUAAGGACAUUUGAAAUCCAACAAGCAGUCCUCCAAUCGAUCCCCAUGGCAGUUACCCAUCAGUUUGGUCCACUGACAAAGCCUCGAACAAGUCUACCAAUCCCAUAAACGUAUUCAUGAAGUGGGUUCACCCAUACCAGAGUCAGACAAUCACUGCCCUAGGAGGGGGAAGUCAUGAGAGAAGCACACCGCUGUGUUAAGAACGCAGCAAGUAGGACUGGGGAGAGAUGCUUCAGAAAUUUAGUGACCUCCUGCAUGAGCCUUGAAAAUACCAGCAGUAAAGGGAGUAAACUGCCAUAGAAACAAACAUUUACCCCCCUACAAGGGAGAGAAUCUUUCUUUUCUGUAUAUUAAACUUGUGAAAUGUAAAAUAUAAAAUGAUAAUAAUGAUGAGAAUUAUAAACCAAAAAGGAGGAUGACAAGCUACUAAUUCUGAAAAUGCCAGCAUGUUCCUCCUUAACUAUAUAAAAUAUUGACACGCCAAGCUAAGACCUGACUGCAUGGGAUACUGAAUGGUGUGGUGGGUGGAAGAUGUGAUUUGGAAUAUGAUGGUGGAUACACAAGCACAUACAUGCUCUACAAUGAUAGAGUAUAAUGUCGAGUGAAACAGGAAAUGUGUACAACGAAAUGGAAUGAUAGAGAAGAAUGGUUUGACCAUUACAUGGAGAGCUUUUUCCACAGUAUGCAUUAUUAUUGCUGUAAGUACGUACUGUGUGGCAGGUUAAUGUACCCAUUGACUGUCGUGGCACUCUAAUAUUCCCAUGUCAGAUCAGCCUAAAGCUUGAAAGGUUCAGGUAAAAAACUAAAUAUAGAUAUAUAUAUAUAUAUAUAUAUAUAUAUAUAUCUAAAUUGGGAAGAUUGGUUCCAUAAUUUUUUCUUACUAAUACUUUUUGGAAACUUUUACUCAAGCCAACAAUCGGUCUUAUUCAUAUUUCUUUGGCUUAAAAUACAUUUUUUGAGGGAGUUAAAAAUGUCAGCGAUGCUGUAAACAAUAUCGUACAUGUUUGCAGGUCAACGGCAAUUAAUAUGACAAUGAAGGUUUCCUGAGAACUUAAGAUCAACGCAAAUCAAUGGGAGGUCUGUAUUAGACCAGCGUGUUGUCUGAUGACUCGGCUUCUGCAGUAUACAAGAUAAAUAAUGACAUUAUGCAAUGAAAGAUGAGUUCUCACAGUAUGUUCAUGAAAACUCAAAGCAACAAAUGUUAUUGUGAAGGACAUUAAAAAAUGAAAAGAGUAAAGUUAGUAAAUUGACAUACUGUU